Messenger RNA from Eupeodes corollae, 1337 nucleotides. RefSeq lists its product as uncharacterized. NCBI's taxonomy places the organism in Eukaryota, Metazoa, Arthropoda, Insecta, Diptera, Syrphidae. The coding region runs from base 719 to 1327 and encodes 202 amino acids. The record is from RefSeq and is a predicted model, not a curated record. The transcript is spliced from 3 exons.
CGAAGUAAAAUGUUCACUCCAUGCUAUUUGACCCCGUAAAUUAAAUUAUAUAAGACCAAAUACCGUGUUUACGGAAACAAUCCCCAAAUUCUAGACGCAAGUUGUUUCAAAUAAUCUCAACACACGCUGCGAAUCUUCCAGAGAAGAAUUAUGAAAAGUCUAAACUUUGUAGUUAAAUACAAUUUCCAUCAAAAAUGUAUCACUAUGGUUGCUUUAUUAAGCUUGACUUUAUAGACCAAAGGAUAUAGCACGGAAUGGUAUAUUCUUCGAUAUUUUGUCGCAAGCGACAUUUCCCACACUAUAAAUUAUUGAAUUUUGUUCGUGCCACUCAAGCCAUUAAUUCAUUUGUUAUCUUAUAGUUAGGAUAUUGUUAAUAAUACCCAAUAUUGAUUUUUAGCCAUAAAUGGUUUCAUGGACCAGUAGCCAUGGUUCCACAAGCAUUUUUUUUGUUUGUAGCAAAAUACAACUUAUUUUCCACAAGUUGAGCUUUUUCUAUGAAAUAAUAAAAUUUGAAAAUAUUUAAUUGUAAUUAGUUCAAUUAAAGAAUUUUUUAAUUUUCUAAUAUCUGCUUCUGUUUUAAAUUCACCAAUUAGCCUAAAAUCAGCUUCACUUAUAAUUGAGCAUAAAGUAAUCUUUUUUAAUAGUUCAAGUCACGAAAGAUAUUGAUAUUUAAAAUAGAUAUACUCUAACAUAAAUAUCUAAAUCCAUACAAUUGUUUAUGGUUAGUUUCUUUCUAAACAUGUUAACGCGAAACAAAAAGAUCCAACAGCUCCAUAUUCUUCUAAUGCUGUUAAUUACACUGCCCAGUACAUUUGUUACCGGAAAAUUAAAAUUUUCAUUUGACGACAUCAAGUGUGCACCAUUCAAUGGAUAUGUUGAACGUUAUUCGUGUUCAGUGGACAAAAUCACCGACGAACCUCGUCUAAAUGUCGACGUCCAAAUGAAAAAAGAAGUCCAAUCGAGUUAUAUUGAUUUUAUCGUUAAUGCCAAGGCGGCAAAUAGAGAACCAAUAACAAUAUUUAAAGCUGAACGUAUUACGUAUUGUAGUGCUCAGGUUAAACAAAUUUCUGAUCCUAUAUUUAUGACAUUCAAGGAAAUGUUUAAAAAAUCUGGAACUCUACCAGAAGGUUGUCCUAUUCCAGCUAAUUUCCGCUACCUCCUUAACAAUAUAACUUUAGACACAGAUUUAUUACCAUCGUUUUCUCCAGCUGUAAAACUUAAAAUUGAUCUUGUGUUUUAUGAUAGAAAAUUUAAAUAUUUUGCAGCGACAACUUUAGCAAGGUUAACUCAUUUAAAAAAGAAAACCAAGGGUAAUAAUAAAAAUUAACAAUUAAAAA